AUGAAGAUCGAGAUAGUGGUCGAUCCGGCUCGCCCUGCCCCCCCGGCAUCGCUGGCCGCUCGUGUUGCGCCAGCUCCUGCAGCACCCACGGAAGGUGCUAGGACGGGUGGUGGACGACCGAGGCGUGGUCGAGGAGCAGGAACAGGAGCGGGAGGUCCCAGGCGCAGGAAUGAGAGGCCGGCCAAGAGUGUUGCUGAUUUGGAUGCAGAGAUGGAGGACUAUACUGCGAGCAAUGCCCCCGCAGCGACUGCUUGA
Molecule: messenger RNA, 255 nt
Organism: Fibroporia radiculosa
Lineage: Eukaryota; Fungi; Basidiomycota; Agaricomycetes; Polyporales; Fibroporiaceae
Exons: 3
Coding region: 1-255 (84 amino acids)
Source: RefSeq, a predicted model, not a curated record